Molecule: messenger RNA, 3994 nt
Organism: Salvelinus sp. IW2-2015
Lineage: Eukaryota; Metazoa; Chordata; Actinopteri; Salmoniformes; Salmonidae
Product: importin-13
Biological process (GO): protein import into nucleus
Cellular component (GO): cytoplasm
Molecular function (GO): small GTPase binding
Source: RefSeq, a predicted model, not a curated record
AAGCAUUUCUAGGCAUUCCUUUAUCAGAAAUACUGAUAGGCCCUACACAGGUAGAGUUAUGGAUCUGUUUUAAAGAUUCACUAUGUUCUUAUGCUUAUGAGAAAAUUGAGAAAAUUAUAAAGACCAACAUUUCCCUCUUAAACAUUUCCCGAAUUAGCCUUAUCUACAAACAGAGGCCAGUGUUUCAAUAGGCUGCUGUCAUACGCUGCUAGACCUCUCGUUUGUGGUCAGCACUACGGUCAGCACAGGUGUCAGUGACAAAAGGACAAUGAAUACUGAAUCCGUUAACGACAACUAACUUUUAACAAGUAGRAGGCUGGCCUUCUGCCAGGAGGCGCCUCUGUGUCAUCAACAGCACUGUCUGAUAGAGGGAGACUUUUUAAAGCCCACGGAUCGCGGGCAGCAAGCGCAAAAAUAUAAGAGCGGACAUUAAAAUAAGAGUUCUCAUUAUAAAGCUUGUCAUCUACGGGAUGGAGCCCCCUGACUGCUCCGUGCAGAGCCCCGACCUCGUGUCGUUAGAAUUAACGGUGGAAAACGUCGAAAAAGCCCUCCAGCAACUGUACUAUGACCCAGACAUGGAGCAUAAGAAUGUGGCCCAGAAGUGGCUGACUCAGGCCCAGACCUCCCGUCAGGCCUGGCAGUUCUGCUGGCAUCUGCUCAGCCCAGACAAGCUUCCUGAGAUCCAGUUCUUUGGCGCCAGCACCCUUCACACCAAGAUCUCCUGUCACUGGGCCGACCUCCCCACAGACCAACACCAGACACUGAGGAUGCAGCUCCUUUCCCACAUCUCCCACUUCUCCUCUGGGCCAAAGAUGGUGCUGACCAGGCUGUGUGUGGCCCUGGCCUCCCUGGCCCUCCACACCAUUCCCCAGGGCUGGCCCCAGGCUGUGGCUGACAUGGUCAGGGUCUACCAGCCAGAGAAGGCCGGGGAUCAGGGCGGAAGUCAGGGUGGGGCUGGGGUUGGUGGAGGAGGUGGGGCAGAGGAGGAAGUGAACGCCCACGCACACUGCCUGGCCCUGCUGGAGCUCCUCACUGUGCUGCCAGAAGAGUUCCAGAGCUGCCGGCUGCCCCAGGCCCGUCGUGCCCAGCUGAGAGAGGCCCUGGCUGGGGAGUGGACGGCGGUAUGUCCCCUGCUGCGCCAGCUGCUCCAGAGACAGGAGGGCAACAGCCAGGUGAAGGAGCGGGUCCUACGGUGCUUGUCUAGCUGGGUGGGACUGGAUGUUCCUCUGCAUGGGGAGAGCGAGGGGCUGCUGCAGGACUGUUUUGCUGCUCUGUCAGACCCAGAGCUGUUUGACACUGCCGUGGAGACCAUAGUCAGCUCUAUAUCCCAACCUGACUGCCAGAGAUACACUGAUGCUCUGGUGAACUUGAUGCCCCUGGUGCUGGGUCUCCUUGACCAGCUGAAAGCCGCAGCGAGGGAUGGAGACAUGGAGACCUCCCAUGGCAUCUGUCGCAUCGCUGUCGCUCUGGGGGAAACACACUCCAGGACUCUUCUGGAACAGGUGGAACACUGGCAGGGAUACCUGGCCCUAGUCAACAUGAUCCUGUUCUGUACUGGCAUCCCCGGGCACUACCCAGUCAACGAGACCACCAGCUCCCUCACACUCACCUUCUGGUACACUCUGCAGGAUGACAUCCUGUCAUUUGAGGAGGACAAGCAGGUAGUCUACCUGCAGGUCUACAGACCAGUCUACUUCCAGCUGGUGGACGUCCUGCUCCACAAGGCCCACUUCCCCUCAGAGCAGGACUAUACUUCCUGGUCCUCAGAUGACAAGGAGCAGUUCAGGAUCUACAGAGUUGACAUAUCAGACACUCUGAUGUAUGUGUACGAGAUCCUGGGGGCGGCGCUUCUCAGUAACCUCUAUGAUAGACUGGGCCGACUGCUGAUGGACACGGAGAGACCGGCAGCAUGGCAGGACACUGAGGCCCUUCUCUUUGGCUUCCAGGCUAUAGCAGAGACCAUAGACGUCAACUACUCUGAUGUCAUCCCAGGCCUCAUCGGUCUGAUCCCACGGAUCAGUAUAAGCAACAUUCAGCUAGCUGACACCGUCAUGUACACUAUAGGUUCUCUAGCGGAGUGGCUGGCGGACCAUCCGAUGAUGUUAGGCAAUGUAUUACCCAUGGUGCUCCAGGGCUUGGUGAAGGCUGAGCUGUCCGUGUCCAGCGUGUCCACUCUGAAGAGAAUCUGCAGAGAGUGUCGUCACGACCUCGCCCCUUACACCCAUGACAUCAUGACCGUGUCACAGGACGUACUGGUCAAAGAUAUCCACAAGAGCAGCCAGUGUAUGUGGCUGAUGCAGGGCCUGGGCUUCCUACUCUCUGCCUUGCCAAUGGAGGAGAUCCUGGGCAGCCUGACCACCCUCAUCACCCCCCACAUCCAGAGGCUAGACACCCUGGCACACCAGGAGCCCAGCCCCACUGCCAAGCUGUCUAUCAUCCACAUCCUGGGUAUGCUGUCCAGUCUGUUCACUACGCUGGACAUCAGCAGGCAGGACGAGGGGUCAGAGGGCACCACCCCAGCUCAGGCCAGGCCCAACCCAGUGCUGGUGGUCUUACAGCAGGUCUUCACAUUGAUCCAGACCAUCCUCAGCAAGUGGCUCAGUGACUCAGAAGUGGUGGAGGCAGUGUGUGGGGUGUUUGAGAGGUCCGUAAAGACCCUCCUCAAUGAUUUUGCUCCCAUGGUGCAACAGCUCAGUGAGAUGCUGGGACAGAUCUACAGCGCCUUCCCACAAGCCUCUGCUCUCGACCUCACACGCCAGAUGGUCCACAUAUUUGCAGGUGAAAAAGAUCAUUUCAGCCCCAUCCAGGCCCUUAUUGAGCUGGUCACAUCCACCACCCUCUCUAUCUUCCAGCAAGGCCCAAGGGAACAUCCUGAUAUUGUUGAGUCAUUCAUGCAACUCCAUGCCCAGGCCCUCAAAAGGAAGCCUGACCUCUACCUGUCUGACCAUCAAGAUGUAAAGGCUCUAUUCUACUGCGGGGUCCUGUCACUGAAGUUCCCGGAGACGCCUACAGCGAAGUCAGCCUGUAUGUUCUUUAUGGAGUUGGUCUGUCAUUGUGGAGACAUCCCUCCUAUUGGUCAGGUGCUACAGAGGGACGGGAAGCUUCUCGUACACACCAUCCUGGAGAUGGUUGGAAGUCAGUCUUUCUGCUGUCUGACGGAGCACUUCUCGGAGGUGCUUUUCUGUCUGAACAGACAUUGCCCUGUGCUGCUGGCCCAGUGGCUGAAGGAAGGACUACAUGUCCCAGGGUUCCCCUCUGCCCAGGUCUCCAUGGAGCAGAAGGACACCUUCAGCCAGCAACUCCUCAGGGAACAGACAAACAAGCGGCGUGUUAAGGAGAUCGUGAAGGAGUUCUCGCUGUCGUGUCGAGGUCUGCAGGGCACUACUGGCUACUCUGCAGAUUACUAGUGUGGCUGCAGUACUCGCCUUGUCUGAACCAAGACCUCCUGAGACCCAGAGGAUUGGAGUCUCCCGACAAGGACUUUGUGUGAAUUGGAUCAACUUUAUGCUGGCGGUGCAAUCACAUGGCUGCAGUAGUGUGUAUUCUGUGAGGGGGUUGACGUUCCAAGGUAAAACUGUCCCUGUGCUAAUGUCAUGGGAUGUUACUAUUGUUAUAGCCAUGUGAAGAAAGGCAUCAUGGUUUCUUCAGAAAAGUGAUUAACAGUUGUUUGUCUGAUCAAGUUAUAUCCUGCUCUGGACUCUAUGGCGUAGGCAGAACAGAGGGAAGAAAACUCUAAUCCGGCCCAAAGAGAGCAGUGACAACAUUGGGUUGUGGUGGGUGAUGUGCGUGAUACAAACCGACUGUUUUGAAGGAUGAUACUAUGCAAUAUAUAUUUUUUAAAGCCAAUUUUCAACCAAGUAUUUAGUGGGAUCUGAGAGUUAUGAUCAUGUUAUAAGCAUGUUAUGAUUGUGUUAUAAGAAAGUUGAAGGGAUGUUUAGAAAGAAAAUAAUAAACAGAUCUGAGUCUCUGCAGCUGCUCGGGCAGGCUGACUGUA